This is a messenger RNA of Glycine soja, 1917 nucleotides long. RefSeq names its product ultraviolet-B receptor UVR8. Bases 77 to 1825 code for a protein of 582 amino acids. Lineage: Eukaryota; Viridiplantae; Streptophyta; Magnoliopsida; Fabales; Fabaceae. The record is from RefSeq and is a predicted model, not a curated record. The transcript has 5 exons.
UUCCCUUGUCUCGUAUUGAAUUGAAUUGGCAUCACUUGUGUUGCGAUAAACAGAGCGUGUGUUGUGGUCGGGAGCAAUGGAAGACGCCGGCGGGAAGAUUGUGAAGUCCGGCCAGGUGUCGCGUAAGGUGGUUGACGUGGCUGCGGGGGAAGCACACACUCUCCUUCUUACUGGGGAUGGCAGUGUUUACUGUUGGGGCAAGGGAAUGUUUGGACGGCUCGGGACUGGGGCAGAAAAGGACGAGCUUUUACCAGUACAACUCAACUUUGGAUACCCAAAUCCAAACGGAACAGAAGGCACUUUCAAAAUAGUGGGAAUUGCUGCCGGUGCUUAUCACAGUCUUGCUCUAGCAGAAGACGGAGCUGUUUGGUGUUGGGGUUACAAUUUCUAUGGUCAACUUGGUAUAAAUGGAGAGGAAUCACAUGACAAUGAAUAUGCUGUUGGAGACAAUUCUCUAGUGCCCCGCAUACUGAACAAGUUUCUUGAAUUGCAUCCCCCUGAUUCUUCUUCAUCGGGUGUGUCUGAAGCAGAAAGUAAAACACCACUUAAGAUAUGUGCUGUCAAAGCUGGAGGAAUGAUGUCUCUAGCUAUUGAUAACCAUGGGACCCUGUGGAUGUGGGGAAACUGCCCACGACAAAGCAAAGAAGGUGGGUUAGCACUUGUAAGCAGUUUCACUCCAACUCCAGUUUGGGAUUUUCAGGGCCACACUGUUGUCAAGGUUGCAUGUGGAAAUGAGCAUGUUGUAGCUCUGGUUAGUGCUGGAGAGACAUACAAUGGUGAAGAUCUAGUGUGCUACUCUUGGGGUUAUAACAGCCGUGGCCAAUUAGGCUUGGGGGAUCGAGAGAGCAGACUGCAUCCGGAAGUUGUUAGAACAUUUGACGAGGAGUCCCCUUAUGAGGUAGCAUGUGGUGCCUUUCACACUGCUUUGCUCACUCGUAAAAAGAAACCUAGUGACACAGUAGAAAGCACAUGCUGGACCUUUGGCCUUGGGGAUAAUGGCCAGCUUGGGCAUGGAACUACACAAAGCACAUUAUUUCCUACACCUGUUAAAGAAUUGCCACAAAAUGUAUCACUUAUCUGUGUUGACUGUGGUUUGUUUCAUACUAGUGUUGUUUCCUCAGAUGGGGAUGUGUGGUCAUGGGGAAUGGAGAAGGGCCUUGGCUUAUGCCCUGAUGCUAGUCGUGCUGGAACAGAUUCGGGCGAUGCCCUCUCUCCCCGUCUCAUGUCAUGCCAGCCCCAUCAACUUAAAUUUCCAGAUCCAGUUAAAGUUGCAUGUGGGGCCGCACAUACUGUUAUUGUUGCACGAAAGGGAUAUAGAAUGUGGUCUUGGGGUAGGGGAAGGAGUGGAGUUCUUGGAGAUGGUAAAGGGUUUGAUUGUUACACUCCUACAGCUGUGCUAUGGCCUUCUACAAUGGAGGAUUCUGAGGAAGAGGAAGUAAAAAGCUCCGGUGAGCAAGAUAAGGCUAGAGAAAAGGAGACUGGAUUGACAACAGAAACAGAAGAGAAAUUAUCUUCAGCAUUGAAUGAGCUGAAGCUGCUUCAAACAAAGCUAUCUAUAAUGGAAAAAUAUGCUAGUAUACUUCAUGGUUCUAUUUUUGGAAAACCUUUUGAUGAACAAGAUAUCCCUGUUUCAUUGCGGAAUUCAGGUUCAUUUGACAUUGCAAAAGAAUGGGAGAGUAUGUUGGAGGCAGCAGAUCAAAGGAAGCUGAUUAGGUUGGAAAUGUUUUACCGUGACAUGCUUACUGGAGUGAAAGAUGAACUAAUGAAGAGAAGGAUCAAGGAAAUUGUACAAGAGUGUCUCCAAUCUUCAGAGGUGAAAAAAUAGUAUGUAUAAAUAAAAACAAAAUGCAUCCCAUUCCGAACAAAAGGAUCUCGGAUAAAAACCAACGAGCUAUUUGAUCAUUCCAUUUUGCACCA